Molecule: messenger RNA, 956 nt
Organism: Jaminaea rosea
Lineage: Eukaryota; Fungi; Basidiomycota; Exobasidiomycetes; Microstromatales
Exons: 2
Coding region: 167-721 (184 amino acids)
Source: RefSeq, a predicted model, not a curated record
AUAAAGGCCUCGAAGCGGAUCGAGAUGACCAUGGCGAUGCGCGAGUGCGAGGACGAACGAUCACGAAGCGCAAGAGCGUGGGCGAGCCGCCCUCUCCGCGUAUCACCUCGCUUCGCUUCGCCAUCAAAUCAGCUCAAGAGCACGGACAGUUCGAGGGAGCAUAUCGAUGGCACGCCGGGUGCAAAGACGUCUUGCACGACCGGCUCUGAUGCGCAAGGCGGAGGAGGAGCAUAGUAUGGGUUUGACGGGCUCGAGGAGACCUGUAGCUUCUCUGCUUGGCUGGAGAGGGCCGUACGGUCGCAGCGGUAUCACCAGCCUCGUCUGCGUUGAUGCGCCGCUUGCCGCGUCAACGCCGCUUGCCGAAUCAACGCCGCUUAGACCAGAUACUGAUCCUGUCGGGCGACUUGUCGAGCUUGACAGGCCACUCGCAGUCGUCUCUGCGGCCAAGAUAGCGGCACGAAAAGGUCUGAUUCCGAUCUUUGCCAAGAUCCGCAGCUUCUGUGCAGACUCCCCAAAAGCGGACGUCACAGUCCGGUGCGUACCCACGGGAGCAAGGGCUCGCGAACUCGAGCGUCUGCGGAGCAAGGUACCCAUAGUCGGCUACCAGGACCGUCGUAUUGGCUCCGACCCCCUCAGCUCGCCUCCUGCAGAAGUACUGCGAGUGAGUAGUAUUGACCGCGUGCUUCACGGGCGUGCAAAAAUUAUUGUAGCCGUAAAGUGAGGGUGAAAGCUUGCCCUGGUCUUGCCAGAGGCAUUGCGAGUGGGUAGCUACGACUGCGACCGCGUGUACACCGAUGGCCAAGAAACAGAGACUGAGCAUAAUGGGCGAUCGAGGCCUUGCAUCCAGACUCGCCGCAGCUUGAGGCGAUAUCUCGGCGGCUUCAUUGAGGCAAUGGAGUAGGACUGGACGGCAAAGAGGACAUCCUUACGGCCGGCCCGGCACGAGUCCGCUUGAU